GCUUUCAUGGCCCUUGCGUUGCGUCUCAAGGUUUUCGUUCCACUCCAAGUCAACAUCGCACCGCUCCCUAAAACAUCUCCCCUUUAUUUCCUAUAUAAACCCCCUUUCUCCCAUCCCUAUGUCACAAGCCAUCUAGCAUUAAACGCACCACCCGCUUUGUGUUACCCUUUCUUCAAAAUGGCAAAGCCAUCCUUUUCUGCAACUUCCCUUAUGCUCUUUGCCUUCAGUUUCUUCCUGCGUUGCGCCUUUGGCGACUAUGGAGGAGGAUGGCAAGGCGGUCAUGCGACAUUCUACGGUGGUGGUGACGCUUCUGGCACGAUGGGAGGUGCUUGUGGAUAUGGCAACUUAUAUGGCCAAGGCUAUGGGACUAACACUGCAGCACUUAGCACUGCAUUGUUCAACAGUGGCUUGAGCUGCGGUUCCUGCUACGAAAUGAGGUGUGCCGGAGACCCCAAAUGGUGCCUCCCCGGAACCAUUACCGUGACGGCGACCAACUUCUGCCCCCCGAACUUUGCUUUGUCCAAUAACAAUGGUGGGUGGUGCAAUCCUCCUCUCCAACACUUCGACAUGGCCGAGCCGGCCUUCUUGAAAAUAGCUAAAUAUCGUGCUGGUAUUGUCCCAAUUUCGUCCAGAAGAGUCCCCUGUAUGAAGAAAGGAGGAAUCAGGUUCACAAUCAAUGGCCACUCUUACUUCAACUUAGUCCUAAUCACAAACGUGGGUGGUGCCGGAGAUGUCCAUUCUGUGUCGAUCAAAGGCUCUAGAACUGGAUGGCAAGCAAUGUCAAGGAACUGGGGCCAGAACUGGCAGAGCAACACCUAUCUCAACGGCCAAAGCUUGUCAUUCCAAGUCACCACAAGCGAUGGCAAGACUUUAACAAGCAACAAUGUGGUGCCGGGGACUUGGCAGUUUGGACAAACAUUCGAGGGUAGUCAGUUUUAAGAGUUUCAGCCUGUAGUAGCCAUUGUUACGAGUUUAAGAGAGAGGUUCGGUCCCAAGUGGCUGACUAUUGCUGUGGUGGUUUAUUUGGCACCCGCUAGGCCUACAUGUAUUUUUAAAAUCAUUGAAGGGUCGUGUGAGCUAUAGUUUCAAGUAAACGGAGGAUAUUACAUUGUUUUGGCAAUAGAACUUGUAUGUCAACCAA
Messenger RNA from Hibiscus syriacus, 1141 nucleotides. Its product is annotated as expansin-A8-like. Lineage: Eukaryota; Viridiplantae; Streptophyta; Magnoliopsida; Malvales; Malvaceae. Bases 7 to 939 code for a protein of 310 amino acids. Gene Ontology annotation, biological process: plant-type cell wall organization. The record is from RefSeq and is a predicted model, not a curated record. Gene Ontology annotation, cellular component: extracellular region. The transcript is spliced from 3 exons.